CACGGAAACUCCAGUCUCAACCGCGGCUGUUGAUCACCUCCCAGCCUUAGCUACACACGCACCAACGAUAGAAGUACCGGCUCCAAUUGCAGCCCCUACGGUGACGGUUAACCUCAUCACGGAAACACCAGUGGCAACUCCAGCGCCCACCGUAGCAACACCCGAACCAACUGUCACAACACCCAAGCCAACGAUGCACGUUCGAGAACUUACUCCAUCCCCAACGAUGACUUCGUCUGGGGCAACAAUGGCGACCACUGAAAGACCAACUACAUCUGCCAUACCACCCGAACCGGCGACGUCCUCUACUGUGCCAACGGUUUUGCCACCUUCUCCACCGACCGCCGCGCCCACAACAACACUAAGCCUGGUACCGCCGACGAUUUCAUCUGCCGCUGAUUUUGUUGCCUUGAUGGAGUCGAUGGACACGGACGAGAACGGCUAUGUCGACUUGGGAGAGGUCGUGGAGUACUACCGAGUGGAGAAAGAGACCAAGAUUGCCCAAAUCCGGCAGGCAGCGGACGAAGCCGUUGCCGCCGUCGACACGACAUAUGCUCGCGUCUUCGAGUGCGUCACACAAGGCUAUAAUGCGGUGGUCAAGUCGUCCCAAAUCACGUCGGCAGCCGAGCUCGAGCGCGUCCUGCAGUGGGCGAACGCAGAGUGCACGAUUGACACCGACGUUUACACACGCCAAGACGUUGUGCAAAUCGUCUUUAACAUCACGCGGUCCCAGCAGUACCUCUCGUGCACCGAAGCCAUGCUGGACAAGUUCCCUGCUGGCUACAAGUUUUCGAAGAAAGACGUGGACAGCAUUGCGGCGGCCGUCCAAGCGACGUGCUUUGCCACGACGACCGAGCCGACCCCGGCUCCAACGCGACCAUCUCCGACAACGACGGAGAUCCUGACGUAUGCCAAGGCGGUGCUGGAGGUGCUCCAGAACGAAACAGAGCCCGUAUCGCCUGGCCAGCUGCACGCUUUCGUGAAGGCGCACGCUGGCGUGAUGCAGAUGAAGAUUACCAAAGUCUGGUACAACUCGGAUCGCGACCGGCAGCUCGCGUUGGAGUUUGUCACGAAAUUUUACACCCGCGUCGAGAAAUGCCUGGACGCCGCCGUGGUUGUGUUUGGCGAGAAUGGAACGAUUCCCGUCGCGACGCUGCCGUCGGUGUACGUGUGGGCGAACGGAAUAUGCGUCAGCGAUUCGAGUCAGGACUUUAUUGCGGCCGAUCUCAACAAGAACAACGUUGUGGACGAGUUCGAGAUCGACCAAGUGGUUGCCACGGCUCGCAACCACCAGCUCGGUCAGCUCCAGAACAAGUCGUACGCCACGUCGAGAGCGUUCCUGCAAGCGUUCUUUUCCAUCCGAGAAACGUACGACCGGACGUUGGAGUGCGCGCACGAUGGCGUUACGCAGAUUGGGAAUGCGGUCGACCGCACGCUGACCCGGGAAGAAUUUUACGGCUACGAAGCGUGGAUGGCCCGGCAUUGCUCGAACGUCGCCCCAGACAUCUCGUUGCAUGGAGUUCCGAACGACGUCCCGAUGAACUUGACCGAAGCGCAUGUUGCCAUGGGCCAACUCCAGGCCAAAGACCUCGAGGUCGCGCUUCAGGCCGGCACUGGUGCACUCCACACGCAGUACAUUCAAGACCACUACGGGCUCCUUCGGACGUGUUUUGACGCAUCCUUUGAUCCGACGGGGCGCACGCCUUACAGCACGAUCUUGAAUCGCACGCGGCUCUGCCUCGAAAACGCCGUGCCGUCCACGAUGCCGAUUCAAGUGAUCUUGUCGCGAGCGGACUUUCACGCGUUGCUGGAGAAGCUGUUUGAGCCAGAGCUUACUCAACUCGACAUCGAAAUUGCAAAACAAGAGGCUAUCGUGGAGACCCUUCGCGCCAAGAAAGCUGCUCUCGAGGCCUGCAUCCGUCGAGCGGUUGAUGUCGUUGCGACUGCGUCGCCUGCGCUCCGACAUGCAGAUCUAGAAAAGGCCGAAAGCUACACCAACGAAUGCGUCACCGCGACUCCGCCGCAGUAGGCAUCGUCGCCACACUCGUGUUUCGUAGUUGUUUGUGAUGGACUAUGCAUUGUACGUUU
Messenger RNA from Aphanomyces invadans, 2088 nucleotides. RefSeq lists its product as hypothetical. Gene Ontology annotation, molecular function: calcium ion binding. Lineage: Eukaryota; Oomycota; Saprolegniomycetes; Saprolegniales; Verrucalvaceae. The transcript is spliced from 6 exons. The record is from RefSeq and is a predicted model, not a curated record. The coding region runs from base 194 to 2029 and encodes 611 amino acids.